AUGCGCAUAGUCUACGAUGCCUCCUCUGGUGAAACUGCUCAAGCUGCUUCUCUUAAUGAUUGUCUUGAGACAGGCCCACCGUUGCAGCCUCUCUUGCACAACGUCGUCGUGAGAAAUCGUUUGUGUCCGAUUGGGUUGACUGCUGAUGUGAAACAAGCCUUCCACCAAAUAUGGAUCCAACCUAAAGAUCGUGACGUCUUCCGGUUUUUCUGGAUUUCUGACCUGGAUCACAAAGACAUUGUGACACUCCGCUUUACCAGAGUUCCUUUUGGCUGUGUUUCUAGUCCGUUUUUGCUUGGAGCAACAUUGCAAGAACAUUUGAGCACUUUGGAACAGAAAUACCCAGAAACUGUAGCUGAAUUAAGAAAUGAUCUUUAUGUUGAUGAUGUAAUUAGCGGCGGCACGUGCGAGCAAGAGGUGACGAAGGUCAAAGAGGAAGCCAAAGAGAUCUUUGACCAGGGACGUUUCACACUUCAUAAGUGGCAUUGCUCUGUAGCCAGUUUAGAAGAACCAGAGAACAAUGACUCGGAACAAACAUACGCGAAAGAAAGUCUCGGAACAAAGACUGGCGAAGCGAAAAUUUUGGGAUUGAAAUGGAACAAACUAAAGGACACUUUAGCUGUUGAUUUUACAAGUUGCAAUGCAACGCAGGAAUACACAAAGAGGGGAAUCUUGAAGGCUAUGGCAAAGGUUUACGAUCCUUUGGGGCUGGUAUCUCCUGUCAUGUUGGAAGCGAAACAUCUCUACCGAAUUGUCUGCGAGAAAACUUACCAUGGGAUGCACACCUGGAAAAGGAAAUGGAAUUCAUUUGGCAUCAGUGGCUAA
This is a messenger RNA of Paramuricea clavata, 825 nucleotides long. Lineage: Eukaryota; Metazoa; Cnidaria; Anthozoa; Malacalcyonacea; Plexauridae. The record is from the annotation of a GenBank genome assembly.